Messenger RNA from Cercopithifilaria johnstoni, 861 nucleotides. NCBI's taxonomy places the organism in Eukaryota, Metazoa, Nematoda, Chromadorea, Rhabditida, Onchocercidae. The record is from the annotation of a GenBank genome assembly.
AUGACUAAAAUUGUCUUUAUGGAAAAUGAUGCUUGUCAGGAUGAAGGGCAGUUUGGUGAUCAAUUUGGUAGACAGAUUGAACCGAUAGCAGCUUAUGUACCGUACAUGGUGGUUGUCGGUAAUCAUGAGCAGGCUUAUAAUUUCUCCCAUUAUGUCAACCGAUAUACAAUGCCAAACAGUGAACACAACUUUUUUUAUAGUUUUGACCUUGGUGCUGCCCAUUUUAUAGCUAUAUCAACUGAAUUUUAUUAUUUCACUGAAUAUGGCACCGUACAAAUAGCAAAUCAAUGGAAAUGGCUUAUUGACGAUUUAAAGCGUGCAUCCGCAAACCGUGACAAAUAUCCAUGGAUUAUAACAAUGGGGCAUCGACCAAUGUAUUGCUCGAAUUACGACUCCGAUGAUUGUACCAAAUACGAAUCACGAGUUCGUUCGGGUAUACCAGGAACACACCGUUACGGACUUGAAAAAUUAUUUUAUACGUAUGGAGUUGACUUAGAAUUUUGGGCUCACGAACAUUCCUAUGAACGCAUGUGGCCACUAUAUAAUCGUACUGUUUAUAAUGGUACCAAAGAACCAUAUAUUGAUCCACCAGCACCGAUACAUAUCAUUUCAGGAUCUGCUGGAUGUCAAGAAUAUACCGAUCCAUUUAUAUCUAAACCAUCACCGUGGAGUGCAUUUCGUUCGUCAAACUAUGGUUUUGGUCGACUUCAUAUAUUUAAUGAAACUCAUCUCUACUACGAACAAGUAUCCGCAUCAAAGGACGAAGCGGAAGAUAGUUUCUGGUUGAUCAAGCAGAGACACGGUCCCUACACCUCUGAGCAUCGUAAAAAGCUGAAAAAAUUUGGUACCUACGUCCCCUAA